Messenger RNA from Myxocyprinus asiaticus (Chinese sucker), 2688 nucleotides. Its product is annotated as transducin beta-like protein 2. Gene Ontology annotation, biological process: endoplasmic reticulum unfolded protein response. Gene Ontology annotation, cellular component: endoplasmic reticulum. The coding region runs from base 382 to 1878 and encodes 498 amino acids. Gene Ontology annotation, molecular function: protein binding. The transcript has 6 exons. The record is from RefSeq and is a predicted model, not a curated record. Lineage: Eukaryota; Metazoa; Chordata; Actinopteri; Cypriniformes; Catostomidae.
UCAAAACGAAGAAGGGACCCGCACGCAUGCGCACUUGCGAAGCGAAACGGCGCUUGGCCCGUACAAGCUAUACAAUUAAUUAUUUGACAAAAACCCCGAGUUUGAGUUUCAUUUUAUUAAUGUAACUUAAAAACAAAGUCAUUGAUUUAAAAAAUAAAAAUAAAAAAAUACAAGCGAUAGUCGUUUUGGAUUAAGGCGUUUGUUCCGGCAGGACAGUAAAUUAACACGGUAAUGUAUUGCAGUAGUGAAAUUGCCAACGAGUCACUAGAAUAGUGGAACCAAGAGCGACUAGAGUUAUAGAGAACAGAUAACCUGGAGAUCAGCCAGUCCUAAGUCUACUUCCGAGACUUGGAGUGAUAACGUGGCACAAAUCUCGCCAAGAUGGAGUUUGGUGCGAUUCUUGCACUAUCAGUAUUAAUAGGUGCGCUGGUUAUUCUAGUUGCAGUGGCUGUUAGCAGACAGAAAGGUGAAUUAUCUGAGCAGAAUGAACAGAAAAAAGACACAGAUGCACCAGGUAAGUUCCUCCGGGUUUUUGCAUGCAUAAGUUUACUUUUGGAUAGGACUUCUUAUAAAUUGAGAUCACAGUUCUUUCUCAGUUUUGAAGGUACUGUCGGGUAUAGCCCAGGAUGUUUUAAGGGCAUGUAUUUUAUGGUAUUUCUUCAUAAACUGUUGGACAACGUUACAGUGGAGGAAAAUGCAGCGAAAGCGCCUUCAAAAAAGCAGAAGCAACUACAGCGCCCCCGUAAGGAAAGACCGCAGCAGCACACAUUCACGCACCAACUACUGUCUUCUGUUCUAAAGAGUCACAGUGGCAAUGUGACCUGCCUGGACUUUAGUAGCAACGGCAAAUACCUUGCAUCUUGCGCAGAUGACCGUACCAUCAGGAUCUGGAGCACCAAAGACUUCCUGGAGCGAGAUCACAAGUCCUUGCGGGCAAACGUAGAGUUUGACCAUGCCACAUUCGUCCGGUUCAGUCCUGACUCUCGAGCCUUCAUAACUUGGUUGUCCAAUGGAGAGACCAUUCGCAUCUAUAAGAUGAUUAAAAAGGAGGAUGGGACAUUCAAUUUUAAAGCUGCUCCAGAAGAUUUUCCACAGAAGCACAAGGGGAUUGUUAUUAACAUUGGAAUUGCAGAGACAGGCAAAUUUAUUAUGUCUGCCUCUGUUGACACCACCAUUGUGAUCUGGGAUCUGAAAGGAGAGGUUUUAGCUACUAUCAACACUAAUCAGAUGACCAACUCGCAUGUUGCUAUAUCACCAUGUGGCAGGUUUGUUGCUUCCUGUGGCUUUACCCCUGAUGUGAAGGUGUGGGAGGUUUGCUUUGGGAAAAGUGGGGAGUUCAAAGAGGUUGCCCGUGCGUUUGAUCUUAAGGGACACUCAGCUGGCGUUUACUCCUUUGAUUUCUCCAAUGACUCCCGCAGAAUGGUGACCGUGUCCAAAGACGGCACCUGGAAGCUGUGGAACACCGAUGUGGAGUACAAGAAACAGCAGGAUCCAUACUUGCUCCGGACUGUCCCAUGUCAGGUGUCAGAGGGGAGCCGCAUAGCCCUGUCUCCUGACGGUCGUGUAGUAGCCAUAUCGAACGGUUGUGAUAUAGCAAUGUACAAUGCCAACACCGGUGAAUUAGAGAAAGAGUUCCACAGUGUUCACAGCGAAGAGAUAACCGAUCUUAAGUUUGACAUAAACAACCGUUUCCUAGUGAGUAGUGGGGACCGUGCCAUCCGGGUCUUUCAUAAUGUGAUCGGUUACCGUGCUGCCAUCCAGGACAUGCAAAUCAUGCUGAAAAAAGCCUCAAAUGAAGGAAUGAGACAGAGACUCCUGCAGCAGAUUGUGGACGCUCAGACAGCUCUGGACACUGUGUUUAAUGCACCAAAGAACUGAAGUUUGCUUUGUGAACAACUCUCACUGCCGCUGUUGACUGGGACACCAGUCUGUUCUUGGUUUUCAAAAUUAAGUGGCUUUGGCAUGCUGAUUUUAACGAAUAAAUCCAAGUGUUAGUCAUUGGCUUUUUUGUUCACCUUUCACUAAAUGUUAUUUGUGGUCAUCUGUUUGUGGCAUCUUUAAAGGUGAAGUGUGUAAUUUCUGUAAUCUCUAGCACAGUUGUUCUCAAUCCUGUUCCUGGAGGGGGGGGGCCCCCCCCCAACACUGCACAUUUGGUAUAUCUCCCUUUUCUGACACACCCAAUUCAGGUCUUGGAGUCUCCACAAACAAGCUGAUGAGUUGAACCAGGUGUGUUUGAUUAGGGAGAUAUCCAAAAUAUGUAGUGUGGGGGGUGGGGGGCGGCGGCUCCAGGAACAGGGUUGAGAACCACUGCGUCUAGCAUAACUAUACAAAAUUGCUAAAGUAAUGAUUGUUUCUACUGGCUUCCAUUGGUUAGGGAAAGAGAGAGCCCCACCCUAAUCUCACACCACUGGUUGAGCCAAUGUUGUUAUGUUGGGCUGGAUGGUAUUCUGAAACAAACAGAGCAAUGUUUCAAUAGUGUCACCUCUGUCUUUCAGAGAAUGGGCAAAACGCAGAGGUCCAGUUGUGGUUAGAUUAACAUGAAUACAUGGAUGAAGAUGAGAUACAAUAGCAUUUUAUAGGUCUGUUAGUCUGAUUUUGCAAAAGUUGGAUUGGUACAAUUUCUGUCGAACUAAAGCCUUAACAUUAAAAAUAAAAAAUACAUUAUUGUUUUAUUUAGUCCAGCUAAAA